AUGCAAGACAUCCUGAAGAGCUACCUUCCAGAUGACGACCUAACUCCGGAAACCCUUCGUUCUCUUGCGCAGCAAUGCCGCCAUCAAAAUACUGCUCCAUCGCAGCUGCAGCUCAAUACCUCCCCCAUAGCUGCACAGCCAGUCGUCCCGACUACGCCCAUCUCGGUCCCUUCAUUUAUAGCUCCUAGUCCUCGGGAGAAUACGCGGACGACACCGGAGGUGAAUUCACGGGAAAACUCCGAUGUUGAGCCGAACGCGGAGGACGCUGUGUUGCAGGAUGCUGUUUGCUUCCAUCAAAAGCUAGGAUGCUUGCUAGCAGAUUCCCUGGGUGAAUACCGCUAUAUGGGACCUGAAUCAGGAUUGUCCUUCAAUGCUGCUAUUCGGCGCCUCACGGUCGAUGAGAUGUACACACCAGAAUCACCGGACGUGGUUCCUGGGAUGGUUACGGUCGCUAUGCCUGUUCCAAGCCCCCGAUCUCAACAAAGCAGCCCGAGCUUGCCCCCUUUGGAAGAAUGCCAGGCAUCUAUCAUGCGCUAUUUUGAGGAAGUACAUUGUCUCUAUUGGCUUUUCUCCUCGGACAGAUUCCACAUUCAGCUAGAAAAGACGUAUAACACCCCACUGGAAAGCCUGACGGCCUCCUGGUUAUGUUCACUGUACUCAAUCCUCGCAAUCGUUUACAUUGGCACCAAUGGCUCGGGUAGCAACACCACAGCAACAGAGUACCUGGAACAAGCAAAAUCAUAUGUUUCAACGGUGUGUGAUGAAGGAACACUUGAUAGCGUUCGAGCGAUGGUAAUCUUACGCUACAAUCGCACGGCUUUUCUAAUCCCGCAUAUCUAUACAGUAGCCUGGCUGUACAAAUUGCUCGCUCGCUUGGACUACAUUGCGAUACGUAUUGCGCAUUCUAUGGCUCCGUCGAGAAAGAACACGCCCGGCGACUCUGGUGGUCACUUGUGA
Penicillium vulpinum is the source of this 957-nucleotide messenger RNA. RefSeq names its product fungal specific transcription factor domain-containing protein. Bases 1 to 957 code for a protein of 318 amino acids. The transcript is spliced from 3 exons. Lineage: Eukaryota; Fungi; Ascomycota; Eurotiomycetes; Eurotiales; Aspergillaceae. The record is from RefSeq and is a predicted model, not a curated record.